This is a messenger RNA of Babesia bovis T2Bo, 1772 nucleotides long. Its product is annotated as Nucleotidyltransferase domain family protein. Lineage: Eukaryota; Apicomplexa; Aconoidasida; Piroplasmida; Babesiidae. The transcript has a single exon. Gene Ontology annotation, biological process: RNA 3'-end processing. The coding region runs from base 239 to 1684 and encodes 481 amino acids. Gene Ontology annotation, molecular function: nucleotidyltransferase activity. The record is from RefSeq and is a predicted model, not a curated record.
UAAAAUAGAUACUCAACAAAGUGACACAUUAACAUAAUGUGCAAGAGUGUGUACGAACCAAGGAAUCCAGUAACAAAUAAAAUAACACCAACUACAUGUGUUAAGCCAUAGGAUAACUAUACGUAAUGAAGCCUUCCUAAAUAAUAAGACCACACCUUGCAUAUAUGUGCCCUAAAAUGAACUGGAAAAUGAAUAUAUUUACCUAAUAUCAAGGAUAUUAACCUGAAUUUUGCAAGAAAUGGUUAUUGAACUAUGCGGAAAAUGUGUAACACCGAACUGGACAAAGUUUCUAUGCUGCAGCCUCAACACAUCCAAACUGGGUAUAGUGAAACCUCUACUUACACAAAAGCUACAAAGGUUUGUAUAUGUGCAUACCAAACGAUUAACAACCACAACGAGAACAAACCGAUCGAUUAAACACCAAGAUGAAAAGAUACCAGACGACUGUUAUACAGAUCAUAACAUAUACCCAUUGAACUUAAUAGAUGAUAAUCGCAAUAAAAGCUGGGAAAGAGCAUUUAUACAAUUGAGAAGACAGAAAGAAGGAUUAUUAAGGAAAAAGGAUGAUUGCCCUGAUGAUCCACCAUCUAAUGGUCAAGAUAAUAUCCAUUCAAUAGCAUCUAAACAAGAUGAUGAUCACUCAAUGUCAGAUUUCGAACGGCUGACCACGCCAACAAUGAAUAAUGAACAGCUGAAAAUAAUUAGUGAACAAAUAGUCAAGCUAGUGGAAUCGCAAUUAAAAGAAAGGUUAAAUCCAAAGUGCUCAGUAUGCGUAUUUGGAAGCGCUAUCAACGGACUGUGGACAGAUGCAAGUGACCUUGAUAUAUGUGUACAAAUACCAAAUGUUACAUCAAGAAGCGCAACCAUCAGAAAUCUUAGAAGAAUUGCAUUUCUACUGGAACCGUUGGCACCGGCACGGGGGUUUGAAAAUAGAUUUACAGCCAAAAUACCACUUUUGCACUGGAAAAAUGAAAGACCAAAUAAACGAGCGGGGCAUCCUAUUAUACAAGCACUCAAGACGUCAAUAGAUAUCUCAGUCAACAAUGUCCUGGCAAUAUCAAAUUCAGCACUUAUAGGAACAUAUGUGGCAUGUGAUCACAGAGUGAGAAACCUAAUACUGGCAAUCAAACUAUGGGCAAGAGCAAGAGAUUUAAACGAUAGAUCGAAAGGUACACUGGGAUCAUUCGCAUUGUCCAUCAUGGCAAUACAUUUCUUACAACGAUGUAACCCACCAAUACUAGUGUCAAUACAAGAUCUAGCUAUUGCAGAUAACGAAAUACCGCGAUAUGUAAGCGGUAUAGAUGUUAGAUUCACAACCGACCUAAAUCGCAUAAACGAAGAACUACAAUGGUUAACAAAAGGUGAAAGAAAUAAAAGUAACGUGAUUCAAUUAUUGCAAGAGUUCUUCUACUAUUUCGGGUGGACAUUCACAAAAAACACACAAACACCCAUAUGUAUACGUAGCGUAGACUUCCAGUACAUGGAUACACAACUCACAUUCCCACACAGAACAACUGGGUUCGAUAUGGAUGAGAAGUUUAUGCAUGUUGACAACCCAUUUGAAAUCGGUAUCGAUGUGGCGAACAUAUCGUUCCAUCAGAGAAAUAGACUCAUAACUGAAAUCAGACGCGCCCACAAAAUACUCAAAGCAGGAGGAAAGUAUCAAGAUAUACUACAAGAUUAAAUAGUAAUACCUUAUAGUCGGGAGUCAAUAUACACAAUACUCACAGUAGAUAAAUUCACUAAAGUACUCAAUCAACAUGGAAUACAAA